Messenger RNA from Gekko japonicus, 1322 nucleotides. RefSeq names its product hes family bHLH transcription factor 2 (gene HES2). The record is from RefSeq and is a predicted model, not a curated record. Gene Ontology annotation, biological process: regulation of neurogenesis; regulation of transcription by RNA polymerase II; anterior/posterior pattern specification. Gene Ontology annotation, molecular function: RNA polymerase II cis-regulatory region sequence-specific DNA binding; protein dimerization activity; DNA-binding transcription factor activity, RNA polymerase II-specific. The transcript is spliced from 4 exons. The coding region runs from base 37 to 606 and encodes 189 amino acids. Lineage: Eukaryota; Metazoa; Chordata; Lepidosauria; Squamata; Gekkonidae. Gene Ontology annotation, cellular component: nucleus.
CUCUCUCCGCCUGGGCGCCGGCUCCCUUCCCGCUCCAUGUCUCCUCUCGGCGCAGCGCUCGAACCCGCGCGGAGUUACCGGCCCAAGAUGGGAGCUGCCAAGAGACCCGGCGAAGCCCCGGCCCUGCGCAAGAGCCUCAAGCCGCUGAUGGAGAAGCGCCGCCGGGCGCGCAUCAACGACAGCCUGAACCAGCUCAAGACCCUCAUCCUGCCGCUCAUCGGCAAAGACAGUUCUCGCUAUUCCAAGCUAGAGAAGGCGGAUAUAUUAGAGAUGACUGUGCAGUUCCUCAAGGAACUUCCAGACUCGCGUGCCUCCCUUCCCGCCUCCACUGAUGGUUACUGUGAAGGCUACCAGGCCUGCUUGUGUCGCCUCACCAACCUCCUGCCCAAGUUCACCUUCCUGAACCCAGAUGUCUGCAACAGCCUCUUGAGGCAUCUUCAACAGGCCAGUGACGAACACCACUGGAAUCGGGACUGCAACAGCCCGACGGACUUGCCCCAAGCACAACACUUGGCCAUGCCACUCGGCCCAGUCAGAAGGGCUCAAGAAACCGUCUCUCCACGCUUGCCUGCUGUAGUACAGCCUGCCCUCUGGAGGCCCUGGUAGGCCCACAAUGCCUCAGGGCUAAUUCUAAAGCAAAGUUUGCUCCUGAUUCCCAAAACUGACUACUGGGGCACACCGAGCUGCUAAUGCCUUGAGAAACACGUUUACGGAGAAACUUCUAUGAGCUCCCACGGAAGAGGUUGCCUGCUGCAUCUCUGUGCGAGUCACCACCCUGACCUUCCCUUUUUCUACUGAAGAUAGGAUAGCCCACCUACUCUUCAUCAGGGUGUGAUGGAUUGUUCAGUCACUCCUGAAACAGAGACAUGCAGACUUAUGAAAGGAGGCAGACGGGAGUAUCUCUGUGUGAGCACCACUCUGGGGCUUCCUAGUUCCAAUCAGGAGGCAUGCCCAGAUCAGUGACUUGUGCAGAAACACGAAGAGUAGGCUCCUCUGAGGGAGGGAAAUCAUCAUUGCUGUUGAGAUACUCUCCAAGCAAUUCUUUUAGCUGUAAGAGACCUUGAGUUUCAGUUAAGGGUGGGGAGGGUGCUUGAGCUGCCAGGGAAGCUCUGCUCUCUGGGUUUAUAUUUUGGCAGUCUCCGGAAUUUGGAGCGCUUUCUUGUCCCUGUUCCUUCAGCCGGUCCCCCACCACACCCUGUCCUUCUCCUUUCUCUGUGUGUUUUUGGCCACACGGGCUAGGAAUUGGUGGCCAGUAAACCCCAAGGGUUGUGAAUUCUCUCUUUCAUCUGGUCUGUGACUUGCACAAAUCCAGUCCAGCGCGA